UGGAACACUGUUAUUUUAGCGGUUACGUUAAAUACCGACCAUCCCUACACUGGGCGCACUUUACCUGCUCUAAUUAUUUACCGGGGACGAUUCCAAAGUAGCUGGAUUAGUCACAGUGGCAGCUGCCAGAAAAUGACCGACCCUUCGAAGCGGCCGCUUGCGUUUCCCAAAUGGCACAUUCCGUACUUGGAGAAGCACCGCAUUCCGGAACUGUUCCAUGAACUGGCGCGCGAACUGCUGAUCCAAAAGCCCGAAGAUCACAUACUCUUCAUGAAGCAAAUGCUUCAGCAAGCGGCAGCCAAUCGGGACGCCUGCAGGACGAUCCUCAUCGGUUCGCUGAAGGAUUUGAAGCGGAUUUUCCCGCUGGCGGCCAUGCAGCCCGAGAUGGUGGCUAAAGCGAUUGCUUGUUUGGGGCGCAGCCAACACUCUGGCUGGAUUUUGGCCGAUUGCAUCAAUACUGAGCAGGAAGCGAAAGCGCUGCUGCAGCUGGGCGUGUUGCCUACACAUGUGGUGCAUUUGGUUGCACCUUUUCAGCCCAAACUGGACGAGCCGCUCUACUGCGACGUGCCUGAGCAUUGGCCGGCGCUCAGACGGAACCUGUUUGGACUCAGAGGGCUCUUCGCUCAGAAGCUGCGCGAGGUCUGCCUGGCCGAUAGGAGCAUUGCUGCUGCCGCCAAGGACUGCUUGGACAUUUGCCGCCGGAAGCCAGCAGUGAAAGCCGUGCGGCCCCGGGUGGUCAUUCUGGGCCCUAGAGGAUGUGGCCGGAAGACUCAGGCGCGGCUUCUCGCUCAGAUGAUGGGGCUGAUUCACGUGGACUUUGAGUACAUCUUGUGCCAGGCCUGGACCAACGACAACCAGCUGGGGCGGCAGCUCAGACAGUGCAAUAAGAGAGUUUGUUUUCACUCGGAGCUUCUUUGCCAGAUCGUCAACAAGAGGGUGCUGGAAAGGGACUGCAUGGAGAGCGGCUGGGUGUUAACCGGGUAUCCCUUUACAGUGACCGACUUCCAGUUCUUGGAUUGCCUACAAACGCCCCCUAAUCGGGUGAUUGUUCUGGAUUGCGACUUGAAUACUGCCAAAGAAAGAUUGCGUUAUCGACAGGUGAAUGUACAUACUGGCUCAGUAACAGACUUCAACCCAGCAAAGGUGGGCGAAAGCCGCGCUGCGCCCAGCAAGGGAGCCUGGAAACCGCACCCCAAGGACUUUCUGGGUCUCAUCCAAGCAGAGCACGACUUCUACUGCCAGAACUACGGCAGCAUAAAAAAGUACUGUGGGGACACGAUGUUGGUGGUGAAUGGGGAGCAAAGCGAGCGCUGGGUCUUCGAGUGCAUUGUGGGGCACUUGGUGGGCAGUAGCCCCCCUGGGGCUGCCCGAAAGGGCUUUGGUCUCGAUAUCCCCGAAGUGUGUAGCUGUGAGUGCAUUAACGUACCCUCUAAAGUCGCGAAGGCCUAUGCAAUGACGUUAUAAAACUAAUAAAAAAGAACAAAUGACUAGUU
Messenger RNA from Dendroctonus ponderosae (mountain pine beetle), 1493 nucleotides. RefSeq names its product adenylate kinase 8. The record is from RefSeq and is a predicted model, not a curated record. Gene Ontology annotation, biological process: nucleoside triphosphate biosynthetic process. Gene Ontology annotation, cellular component: cytoplasm. The coding region runs from base 133 to 1464 and encodes 443 amino acids. The transcript is spliced from 3 exons. Lineage: Eukaryota; Metazoa; Arthropoda; Insecta; Coleoptera; Curculionidae. Gene Ontology annotation, molecular function: AMP kinase activity; ATP binding; nucleoside diphosphate kinase activity.